AUGGGGAUCGUUAUAAACUCUACACAGAUUUCAUACUUCAUACUUGCUGCCUACCCUAAUAUUGGCCUUUUAAAAUAUGUAUAUUUUAUGAUCAUUAUGAUUUUGUUUGUUUUCAUUGUUGGUGCCAACAUGUUGCUCAUUGUGGUUAUUUGUCUGAACAGAAGUUUACAUGAACCCAUGUACAUGUUUCUGUGCAGCCUGUUUGUGAAUGAGCUGAUGGGCAGCUCUGGGCUGUUUCCUUUCCUUUUGCUUCAGAUUCUCUCUGACGUUCACACGGUUUCUGUUCCUUUUUGCUUCCUGCAGAUCUUCUGUAUAUUUUCCUAUGUGUGUGCAGAAUUUUCAAAUCUAGCUGUGAUGUCGUAUGACAGACAUCUGGCUAUCUGUUGUCCUCUCCAGUAUAACACUCAGAUGACAUGUAGAAAGGCUGCUGUGCUCAUUGCUCUGGCGUGGUUUUACGCAGUUUUUGCCAUUGGUUCAUUGAUUUCAUUAAUUGCUCCAUUACAACUGUGUGGGAACGUCAUUAACAAAGUUUACUGUUUUAACUAUUCCAUUGUCAAACUGUCAUGCUCUGAAACUAAAAUCAAUAACAUUUACGGACUGAUUGUUACUUUUGUCACAGUCUUUGUUCCUUUAAUGUCAGUCUUUUACACGUACACAAGGAUUCUAAAAGUGUGUUUUUCUGGUUCUAAGAAGACCCGGCAGAAAGCCCUCAGUACUUGCACACCUCACCUGGUUUCUCUCCUUAACUUUUGUUUUGGGGUUUGCUUUGAAAUUGUACAGAGCAGAUUUGAAACGGAAGGUGCACAGAGUAUUUUGUUAAUAGUUGUGUCCCUGUACUAUCUGACAUGUCAACCGCUGCUGAACCCGGUAAUGUACGGACUGAAGAUGUCCCAGAUCAGGAAGACUUGUAAAAGCCUGUUGUUCUCUAUUUUUUAA
This is a messenger RNA of Betta splendens (Siamese fighting fish), 936 nucleotides long. RefSeq names its product olfactory receptor 11A1-like. The transcript has a single exon. NCBI's taxonomy places the organism in Eukaryota, Metazoa, Chordata, Actinopteri, Anabantiformes, Osphronemidae. Bases 1 to 936 code for a protein of 311 amino acids. Gene Ontology annotation, cellular component: membrane. Gene Ontology annotation, biological process: G protein-coupled receptor signaling pathway. The record is from RefSeq and is a predicted model, not a curated record. Gene Ontology annotation, molecular function: G protein-coupled receptor activity; olfactory receptor activity.